AUAUUCUUCUCAUCACUUAAUCUUUUCUACUACACACAAUGAAUAGACACAGUGAUAAAACAAAACAACCUCAGACACAAUUUGUUCUGUAUAAUUGUUUGUUGUUUUUCUUCACUUUGUUGGUAUUAACAAAAGCUGAACAAGUUGGAUAUGGAUAUACUGUCCGAUCAUUAGGCGUUGACUCCUUUGGAAAGACAUUGACUGCUCAUCUUCAACUCAUCAAAAAUUCUUCUGUUUUUGGACCUGACAUUCAGAAUCUCACACUUACUGUCUGCUUUGAGACGAAAGAUCGUUUAAGAGUCAGGAUUACCGAUGCAGAUCAUGAAAGAUGGGAAGUUCCACAAGAAUUUAUCCCCCGCGAAACUCAUUCUUUCCCCCGCAGCUCCCUUUUGGAGAAACAUUCUUAUUCCUCACUUCCAUUAUCAGAAGAAACACAUUACAUCCAUACAGACACCAUUUCAGACCUUAUUUUCACUCUCUACAACACCACGCCUUUUGGCUUUUCCAUCAAACGUCGCUCCACAGGUGACAUUCUUUUUGACACCUCACCUAAAAAUGACUCUCCGGACACAUUCCUUAUCUUCAAGGACCAGUACCUUCAACUGUCCUCUUCAUUACCAGCCGAUAGGUCAUCUAUUUAUGGCCUCGGGGAGCAUACCAAGAGAACGUUUAAGCUAAAGAAUAAUCAGACAUUAACUCUUUGGGAUGCUGAUAUUGGUAGUGCAAAUGUUGAUCUCAACUUGUAUGGCUCCCAUCCUUUUUACAUGGACAUCAGGUCUCAUCCUGGCGCGGGGAGUACUCACGGAGUCUUGUUAUUCAAUAGCAAUGGGAUGGACAUUGUAUACUCUGGUGACAGAAUUACCUACAAAGUGAUUGGAGGGGUCAUUGACCUGUAUUUCUUUGCUGGUCCUGUACCGGAGAAGGUCAUGGAGCAGUACACGGAGCUCAUUGGCCGCCCUGCACCCAUGCCAUACUGGUCUUUUGGCUUUCACCAAUGCCGAUAUGGCUAUAAAAGUAUUUCUGAAGUUGAGAAUGUAGUGGCUCGCUAUGCAAAAGCUCAAAUCCCUCUUGAGGUCAUGUGGACAGAUAUUGAUUAUAUGGACGGCUAUAAGGAUUUCACAGUUGAUCCGAUUAAUUUUCCACUUGACCGGAUGAAGAAAUUUGUUGAUAAACUUCAUCAAGAUGGCCAGAAAUAUGUUCUCAUAUUGGAUCCAGGGAUCAGCAUAAAUAGCUCGUAUGAGACUUAUAAGAGAGGUAUGGAAUCGGAUGUUUUUAUCAAACGCGAUGGUGUCCCUUAUCUUGGCGAAGUUUGGCCUGGAAAAGUCUACUUUCCUGACUUCAUAAAUCCAAAAUCCAGAGUCUUCUGGAGUAAUGAAAUCAAAAUUUUCCAUAAAAGUCUCCCCGUUGACGGGCUCUGGCUUGAUAUGAACGAGUUAUCUAACUUCAUUUCUUCUCCUCCAAGCCCGUCUUCUACUCUUGACAACCCUCCUUAUAAGAUCAAUAACUCAGGAACCCUACGUCCAAUCAACGAGAAGACUGUCCCAGCAACAUCAGUACAUUAUGGGAACACCUUAGAGUACAAUGUUCAUAACCUCAAUGGAUUCCUCGAAGCUAAAACGACCAAUGCUGCUUUAGUCGAUAUUACUGGUAAAAGGCCAUUUAUACUUAGCAGAUCUACUUUUGUGGGUGCUGGAAAGUACACAGCACAUUGGACUGGAGAUAAUGCUGCAACUUGGAAUGACUUGGCUUAUAGUAUUCCUAGCAUUUUAAAUUCUGGAUUGUUUGGAAUUCCCAUGGUUGGAGCUGAUAUAUGUGGCUUUGGUAAAAAUACAACUGAGGAACUUUGCCGCCGUUGGAUUCAGCUAGGUGCAUUUUAUCCCUUCUCAAGGGAUCACUCUGACAAGUUUACUAUCCAUCAAGAGUUAUAUAUCUGGGAUUCAGUAGCUGCAACAGCUAAAAAUGUGCUUGGACUUCGCUAUCGGCUCUUACCAUACUUGUACACACUAAUGUUUGAGGCGCAUUCUAGAGGCGUUCCUAUAGCACGGCCACUUUUCUUUUCAUUUCCUGAGGACACGAACACUUAUGAAAUCGACUCUCAGUUUCUCAUUGGUAAGGGGUUAAUGAUAUCACCCGUGCUAACAUCUGGAGCGGUUUCAGUUAAUGCAUAUUUUCCAUCUGGAACCUGGUUCGACCUCUUCAACUAUUCAAACCACGUGAACAUGAAGUCCGGUAACUACAUCAACCUUGCUGCACCUUCUGAUCAUAUCAACGUACACCUUCGAGAAGGAAAUAUUCUGGCGAUGCAAGGAGAAGCAAUGACAACAAGGGCAGCUCGGGAAACUCCAUUCGAACUUCUUGUUUCCAUCAGCGACAAGGGAAAUAGUUCAGGCGAAGUUUACUUGGACGAUGGAGAAGAAGUUGAAAUGGGAGGAAAGGGUGGAAAGUGGAGCUUAGUGAGAUUUCACAGUGGCGUUGUAAACAAUAAGUUAUAUCUCAAAUCAGAGGUUGUGAAUGAAGAGUUUGCUAUGAAUAAGAAUUGGACAAUACACAAAGUGACUUUUCUUGGACUGAAGAAUAGGGCGAGUAGAAUAAGUGCAAAUAAGUUGACAACUAAAAUGGUGGGCAAGAGGAAUGUAUACUCAAGAAUUAGAACAAACUUUGACAGAAGUACAUCUGGUGUUUUAGAGAUGUCAGGUUUAUCAGUUCUUAUUGGCAAAGAAUUUAAUCUUGAGCUAACACUUGCCAUAUAAGAACAGCCAUGAGUGGAUCUUCAUAAUGUAGAACAUGGAAAAUAAAGCAUACAAGUUUUUAGUGCUCAUUAUUUUCCUUAUGAACUGAUAAAGCAUGUAAUAGUUGAAACUGAGAAAUCAAUAAAUAUUUGGUGAAGAUGUCA
Messenger RNA from Nicotiana tabacum (common tobacco), 2893 nucleotides. Its product is annotated as alpha-glucosidase. Gene Ontology annotation, biological process: carbohydrate metabolic process. The record is from RefSeq and is a predicted model, not a curated record. Lineage: Eukaryota; Viridiplantae; Streptophyta; Magnoliopsida; Solanales; Solanaceae. Gene Ontology annotation, molecular function: carbohydrate binding; hydrolase activity, hydrolyzing O-glycosyl compounds.